Molecule: messenger RNA, 246 nt
Organism: Ichthyophthirius multifiliis
Lineage: Eukaryota; Ciliophora; Oligohymenophorea; Hymenostomatida
Exons: 2
Molecular function (GO): calcium ion binding
Source: RefSeq, a predicted model, not a curated record
AUGUAAAAACAUCCCAAUACGAAUUCUCUUAUUUCUAAAAACCGUAGAGAUGGCAUAGACCACUCAUUAACAUCAUUUAAACAUUUAAAAGACUUAGCUCCUUAUGGAAUAUUUGGUUAUGGAGAUUUAGAUAAAAAAGACAAAGAAAUUCUUAAAGAAUGCCUAGAUGUAGAUAAAGAUGGAAGAAUAACUGAAAAAGAUUUUAAAGAAAUAAUUGAUUAUAUAAAUAAAAAAAAAUAUUUAUGA